Heteronotia binoei (common prickly gecko) is the source of this 2434-nucleotide messenger RNA. RefSeq names its product charged multivesicular body protein 3. Gene Ontology annotation, biological process: protein ubiquitination; protein transport; endosome transport via multivesicular body sorting pathway. The record is from RefSeq and is a predicted model, not a curated record. The coding region runs from base 1 to 2004 and encodes 667 amino acids. Gene Ontology annotation, cellular component: multivesicular body; ESCRT III complex; endoplasmic reticulum. NCBI's taxonomy places the organism in Eukaryota, Metazoa, Chordata, Lepidosauria, Squamata, Gekkonidae. The transcript has 4 exons. Gene Ontology annotation, molecular function: ubiquitin-protein transferase activity.
AUGUGGCUGAAGCUCUUCUUCCUGCUGCUCUACUUCGCGCUGCUGUUCGCGCUGGCGCGGCUGCUGGAGGCGGCGGUGUGGUACGAGACGGGCUUCUUCGCCGGGCAGCUCGUCGACCCGCUGGCGCUCUCCUUCCGCCGCCUGCGCACCAUCCUCGAGGGCCGCGGCCUCCUGCCCCCCGCCGCCGCCGAGCACCCGCGCCUGCGCCGCCUCGUGCGCGACUCCGGAGACCUCAUGGAGGGUGAACUUUAUUCUGCUCUUAAGGAAGAGGAAGCUUCUGAAUCUGUUUCAAGCACAAACUUCAGUGGCGAAAUGCAUUUUUAUGAACUGGUAGAAGACACGAAGGAUGGUAUCUGGCUUGUACAGGUCAUAGCAAAGGACAAGAGGCCUCUUAUGGGGAAAGUCCAUUGGGAACAGAUGGUGAAGAAGGUGUCCAGAUUUGGCAUACGUACAGGCACUUUUAACUGCUCCAGUGACCCAAGGUCUUGCAGGAGGAGAGGCUGGGUGAGAUCCACACUAAUCAUGUCCGUCCCACAAACGACAACAUCCAAAGGAAAAGUGAUGCUUAAAGAAUAUGGUGGACACAAGAUUGAGACAGAGCAGAUUUUCAAAUGGAUAACAGCUCACACAGCUUCUCGGAUCAAAACCAUCUUCAAAUCAGAACACUUGAAAGAGGAAUGGAACAAAAGUGACCAGUAUCGAGUCAAAAUAUACCUGUUUGCUAAGUUAGACCAACCUCCUGCCUUCUUCUCAGCACUCAGUGUAAAGUUUACUGGAAGAGUUGAGUUUAUUUUUGUCAAUGUGGAGAACUGGCACAACCAGAGUGAGAUGGCAGAGAUGGGGGUCUAUAAGAUGCCCUCUUACAUCCUGAGGACUCCAGAGGGCAUUUACCAGUAUGGGAAUAAUACCGGGGAGUUCAUUUCCCUGCAUGCCAUGGACUCCUUCUUGCGUUCUUUACAACCUGAAGUUAAUGAUUUGUUUGUUCUCAGCCUGGUCUUAGUUAACUUAAUGGCUUGGAUGGACCUCUUUAUCACCCAAGGGGCCACUAUAAAGCGCUUCGUUGUUCUUAUAAGCACUUUGGGGACCUAUAAUUCACUCUUAAUUAUUUCUUGGCUACCAGUCCUAGGUUUUUUGCAGUUACCUUAUUUAGAUGGUGUCUACGAAUGUAGUUUAAAACUGUUUAGGUAUUCUAAUACAACUGCCUUGGCCUCAUGGGUGCGAGCAGACUGGAUCUUUUACUCGUCACACCCGGCUUUGUUCCUCAGCACUUACCUGGGCCAUGGCUUAUUAAUAGAUUAUUUUGAGAAGAAGAGACGGCACCAGAACAGUGAGGAAGUGAAUGCCAAUAACCUCGAGUGGCUGUCAAGCCUGUGGGACUGGUACACCAGCUACCUCUUCCACCCCAUGGCCUCUUUCCAGGACUUCCCCUUUGAGUCAGACUGGGACGAAGACCCCAACCUGUUCCUGGAGCACUUGGCUUUCCCCGCUCUGUGGCUUCACCCCCUCAUCCCCACGGAUUACAUCAAACACUUGCCCGUGUGGCGAUUCAGAUGUCUCGGGGGCCCUUCUGGAGAGAUGGCGGAAGGCUCUCAGAGUGAAAGCGAUUCAGACUGUGACUGCAAAGAUGUCCUCAGGAGCAGCAGCCCCCAGCAGGUCUUGGAGGAGGAGGAGGAGCCCAAGGCCCUUCAGAGCUCCCGUGAAGGAGAACUUCUGUACAGUGCCAAGGUCUGUUCGUGGGCUGAAGCUGACUCAGACACAGAGCCUGACUGGUCCGCUUGGCCUGCUGGCACGUUGCACUGCACAGAAUGUGUCGUAUGUCUUGAGAAUUUUGACAUCGGCUGUCUGCUGAUGGGCUUACCAUGCGGCCACGUGUUUCAUGAGAAUUGCAUUGUGACAUGGCUAGUGGGGGGGCAGCACUGCUGUCCCGUUUGUAGAUGGGCCUCUUAUAAGAAAAAGAAACCAUACAGAAAUCCUCAUGCUUUGUCAAAUCACAACUCAUCUUAGCGGUGUGACCUUCCCACACAUUUCCUGCUUGCCUUUUACAUGUUAGUCAAACAGACCUUGUGGUUUGAAGUUUUAGUUUAAAUGUCAGUCUGGUGAAUGAAAAAAACCAUGAUGUUAACCUUGAUGAUGGACUCACUUGGUUGCCUUGUAUGUUGAAACAAUAAAUCCUUCCUGUGCAAUUACACUUUCCUUCUCCACAUUCUGAAGUUCAAACGUUAGCAUUAUUUGGGGUUGCUUUGCUUUGUUUUUUCUUUCUGCAAAUAUAUUCCAGCAAAUGCUCAACAAGAGAUUAAUAAUUCUAAUGUAAUAUAAUUAUUUUGUUUAAAUGUUUCUUCCUUUAGUCUCUUCACCCCACUUUCUGUUGAAUAAUGUAUGGUCUGUGAGAAUACAUUUAAAAACAAAUCUAUGAAAAUAAAUUAUUUUAAAAGAA